AAAGCUUAUGAGACGAUGUGGUAAUCAAAACGAAAAAAUUCGGAACUGGAACCACAUCCCCCGUGAAGGCGAGGAGGGGCCAGCAGCAGUAGGGUAGGGUGGAACUGGAACUCAAAGCUGAUACUUCUUCCCUAGUCUCCUCGGCGGGCGACACGCUCGGAUCGAUCCCCGCCGCCGCAGCCUCCCUCACCCUCUCCAAUCCAAUCCGCAGCUACCCAAUGGCGACGGAGCUGCUCCCCGUGGUGGACCUGCGCGUGCUCUCACAGCCCGACCUGGACGCGCUCGCCGCCGCCUCCGCGCACGCCCUGGCGCCGCGGACCUGCCCCGACGCCGACCCGCUCCCGCCUCUCAAGAUCGACCGCGCCGUCUUCAACGAGAGCGCCGGUUCCCGGAAGCAGACCUUCUCCCGCCGCCGCCUCGCCGCCUCGCCCUCGUCCGCCCGUCACUCCUCCUCCGCGCAGACGUCCACCGGGCGGAAGAACGACCCCGAGGGCGACCUCGUCGCGUACCACCUCCGCCGUCUCUUCGUCCCCGAUGACCCCUCGCUCCCGCCCCCUCCAGAACCGCAAACCCUAGCCCUACUACAAGAGCCCUCCCCCCCUCCGCCGCCGGCCCCCGACCCCGACCGGGAGACCACCAACGCCAAGGGGGUCUCCGUUGACCUUCUCGGGCUUGCGGCGAUGCCGGAGCCCUACGAUGCCGAGCUGCACAGGCGGACGGCCGGUAUGGCCUCCGGUACCGACCUGCAGGGUUUCAUCGACAGCCUCGCAGGGGAGUGGGUAAGCCAGAAGAAGCGGAGGAAGAAUGUGGACGCGUCCUUCUUCGGGGAUCACCUCCCUCGCGGGUGGAAGCUGCAGCUCGGGCUCAAGCGAAACAGUGGAUCCAUCUGGGUGCGCUGCUUCAGCUACGUGAGCCCCAAGGGACGUCACUUUUCUACUUGCAAAGAGGUUUCUGCAUACCUCAUGUCACUUCUUGGGUAUCCAGAGCUCAAACCAGCCGCUAAUCAGUAUGAAAGCACAGGACAACAUUACUCGAGUGCCAACAAUGGUGAUGGUAGUGUUUUAGGUUUCAAAGAUCAAAUUGGUUUAAUUACGGACAAGACAAAUGUACAGCACCACUUGUCAUGUCAUGAAAAGAGGGCUAAAAGGCGCAGAACUAGCAAGUUUGGUGAGCCAGUAGUGGGAAAAGAUGGUAAAUUUGAAUGUCCUAUUUGUUUUAAGACCUUCGAGGAGGAAUCCCGGUACUUUGGCCAUGUUGGAGCUCAUGCAAGGUAUGAAGGGUUGACUCCUGAAGCAUUUGUGGAUAAGACUACUUAUAGAAGGGCAACUAAUAAUCACUUGGCAGAAAUUUCAUUUGGUCUUCAAGAGUUACCUGAAUCACAUGGACAAAACAAUAAGGUUUCUUAUGGUGAAACAGUCUUUCGGCACCAUAAUCAUUCAAAUGAACAUGUUGACAAUAACUCUACGGCCACUGAGCUUUUUAGUACAAAUUAUCCAGAUAAUUUCAUUAGACCAAAUAAAACCUGGGGUAGGUCUGAAGAAGGUCCUUCCUUCAAUGAUGCUUCAAGUGUAUGUAGAUACACAAAUUUUACGGGCCAUGCCGAUUUGACAGUUCCAGAAAGAGCAUCAAUCUCUAAUAAUCAAAGUGUUAGCAACAUUAAUGGUUUUUUGGGAGUGUCUAUGUUUAGUGAUCAGCCAGGAAGUAACCAUGUUAUCAGACCUACUGUCUUUGGAACAAAUAAUACGGUGGAAGGAAGAGAUGUCAACCUCAAUUCAUGUGUAAAUACAAUAUCUUUUCCUAUUGCUAAUGCAAAUAAUGAAACAUCAGCUGGCCUGAAUGAAGCUAAUCGGUUAUCUACUACUGCAAAAUGUUUUAGUGGCAGUUCUAAUAACAAUGAUGGUGCAUCUAGUGCAUCUUCCCAUUGCGGAUCGACCAAUAAAAUCUAUAGUUCGUAUGGCACAACAAGCAAAACCCAAGCUGUUGGCUCCAGAUGCAUCAGUGGAAGCUAUGAGCCUUAUGGUGAAGAUUGUGGUGCUCUUAAAGUUAACCCUUUUGCCAGCAAGAACAAUACUGCUGUGUAUCAGUCUAAAUUGGGCACACAACCUGUCUAUGUUGUGGCAACUAGGGCAAAUUGUUUUGCUUCUGGUUCGAUGCAGACAAAUAACAGUGAUAAAGAACUUGCAUCCAGUGCCAUGGAACGGAUUGAUAGCGUGAAGAACAGAACAAGUAAAGAAACAGGAUUUGUCACUGAAGCUUAUAACAAUGAUGCCUUUAGUGGUGGUAUUACUGAAAAGGGUUUUGCGCAGUUCAGUAACAGUUCUACUCACAUAAAGCCCAAUGCUUCUGGCCAUUGUUCACUACCUGAAUCAAAAACUCCAACAAAUGGAAGUGAUAUCAACUGCAUCAAGGGCUCUUCGGUUAAUAGAGGUGAUGUUAGCUUCACAAAUGGCUCGUUUGUCAAUAGGCCCAUCAACAACAAUGAACCAAAUGUAGCUAGGCUUGAGGUGAUGGAGAAGUUGAAUAAUGUGAUGCAAAACCGUUAUAAUGAUCACGCUCCUGGUUUUGAUCCUCAUGCUGCAGCUAGUGCUAGCCGGAAUGCCAAUGGUCUUAUGCCUAUGCAUGCCAAUUUUGGUUGCAUGUCCUCUACAGUUCAAUCUGUUGCUAAUGUUUCAACGACCAGCACAUCUCAAGAUCAGUGUGAUUUGCAACUUGGAUUUGGUGUACAGAAGCAGCAUAUAUUUUCUAGGCAUGGAGAGCUUAGAACGGCUACAGCUCGAUCCCCUCUGCCUGGGAGCAUUGCCAAAAGAAAUUCUGUACCCACUGAAUCCUCACAGUUUGAGAGCAUGGAUGGGCCUAAAUCUUUCCCCAAUGGAACAUCGCAGUUCGGAGGCUUUGCAAGGCCUACCUUUGUGCCUGCUGCACCUUCUCAGUUUGGGAGCAUGGCUCAACCUAAUUAUGUGCAUUCUUCUCAAUCCUCUCAAUUCACAAGCUUGGUUCAACCGAAUUCUGUACCUCCUGCUGAGUCCUCGCAGUUUGGAAGCAAAGCCCAAUCUAGUUCUGCACCCCUUGCUAAAACCUCUCAGUUCAAGGGCAUGGCUGGACCAAAUUCUGUACCUCCUGCUGAGCCCUCUCAGUUUGGGAGCAUGAUUAGACCUAAUUUGGUACCUCCCGCAUCUUCUCAGUUUUUGGGGAGCAUGGUUCGACCAAAUUCUGUAACUCCAGAAUCCUCACAGUUUGGAAGCAUGACCAGACCAAACUCUGUACCUCCUGUAUCGUCACAGUUUGUUAACAUGCCCAGUCAAAAUUUUGUGAGCGCAUCCGAGCCAACUCUAGUUUUGGGGUACGCACCGCAGAUUGGAAGUGACCCUCCACAUCAAGUCCAGUUAGGAUGGGAUUUGUCCUUGCCAAGGAUGGUUACUGGCGGCAGCAUGGUCACUUGUUUAUGUAUAUGGUGCAACAGUCAGUUCCAUCAUUUUGGCCCUGUUGAUGGACAGCAGGCUAGUUCUUUUGGCUUCAUUUGCCCCACCUGUAAAGAUAGGAUGUCUGGUCAUCACAGUAUGCCCAGCAAUGGUUCAUGGCAGCCUUGAGGUGCAGUGCUGUUUGUUAAUCAUCUGCAUUUCUGCAUCUGAGGGAUCUCGUGGUUUUCUGUACACCAUGUCUGGCGACUGUUGAGGACAGAAAAUUGUCCGCACAAGCAGAAGUGGUCCCGCCUCCAAGUUCAGUGGACUGUCAAGGGUAGCUGGGAGCUGGAAUGUAUUUAGUUGGUACUAGGGUAUGCAAUGAGAGAAGUUGGGUUUCUCUACUACUUGUCAAAGAUAGCAAUGGGAGACCAUGAUGAAUUCAGGCCAUCUUUUUUUUUCUUGAAUCCACCAGUUAAGCUGGCAUGUUUGUCGGAGCUAUAUCUCAGGUUAUUUUGAGCUCUAGCUUCGAUGGGGAGUUGACUUCAUUAUUGGUACUGAACUUAAAAUGACUCCAGUCCAGUGUCUUGUUGGUUGUGUAAAUUAUUUGUUAGCUCAGGUGGAUUAGGCGCCUAGCUCUUGCUGUAAUAUUUCCCUAACACUGGGCAGCCUUUGUCUAUCCUUUCCUGAUGAGGUUCUGUUAGUCAAGCUGAAGUACAUUUCUAGGUAA
Messenger RNA from Zea mays, 4128 nucleotides. RefSeq lists its product as uncharacterized. The record is from RefSeq and is a predicted model, not a curated record. Lineage: Eukaryota; Viridiplantae; Streptophyta; Magnoliopsida; Poales; Poaceae. The transcript is spliced from 4 exons. Bases 219 to 3587 code for a protein of 1122 amino acids. Gene Ontology annotation, molecular function: DNA binding.